Molecule: messenger RNA, 4437 nt
Organism: Mauremys mutica (yellowpond turtle)
Lineage: Eukaryota; Metazoa; Chordata; Testudines; Geoemydidae
Gene: WSCD1
Product: WSC domain containing 1
Exons: 9
Coding region: 483-2228 (581 amino acids)
Molecular function (GO): sulfotransferase activity
Source: RefSeq, a predicted model, not a curated record
CAGAGCACUGAGGGGGUACUCAGGAGGAUUACAGCUCUGUGUACUGAAAUCUGGGAGACAGAAGAAGGAUUAGUGGGGAAAGGGCAAAGGGAGCAGGAUUUAUCAGCUUUUCAAAUAUGCAUUACAGCUUUUUCUAAUAUUUCCCUGGAUUGUCUAAGACUCUGCCUCAUAAUAGGAGUUCCUUGACCAUAAAAGAAAGGUUUCCUCUCCUUCUGGAAUCUGAUGUUAUGAAGUGCAACUGGCCACAGUCAUGGAACUGUUCAUAAGUUCACCUGAACCAGAUCAGCUGCCCAGAAACCCCACAGUUCUAUGGAUAUAAAGCAUGAUGGCAUUGUAGUUGCUGUUGCUAUUGAAAAAGACAAUUUUUAUGGGGGAGGACACAUUCAAGUGAUGGGAUGAACUUAUGGGAGGAACUAAUACAAUUUCAAACGGUGAUUCAGGGGCCGUUCUGAAGGUGUGAAGGGCCCAGUUUCAGUAAGGGUAUGGCCAAACCUUUUUUCAGACUACAGAAAUUUCUUCGGCGGACCCAGUUUCUGCUCUUCUUUCUCACAGCAGCUUACCUAAUGGCUGGCAGCCUUCUCCUAUUACAGCGAUCCCGCUUGGUUAUCCAACAAGGCACACGUGGGACCUCGAAUAUUCAGGUCUCACCGGUUUCAGACAUGGUGAUAGGAGUUGGAAUCCUAGAUACCAGAGCAAUGCAAAACCCUCGUUUGAGUUCUAAGCUUCUGGUGGACAUGGAUAUGCUCCAUGAUCCAACAUCGGAUCAGAGGUAUGGGCCACGGUGGCUAAUGUCCCGGAACUCAGAACUGAGACAGCUAAGAAGAAGAUGGUUUCACAGGUUCAUUAAUGAACAAGAACCCAUGCAAGCAAUGGGAUCUAAGGUGAUGCAACAUACAGGCGAAAACAAAGGCACUUAUGUUGGAUGCUUCAGUGAUGAUUCCAGGGAGAAGACAUUGAAGGGAGCUGUGUUUUAUGACUUAAGAAAAAUGACAGUAUCUCAUUGUCAAGAAGCUUGUGCUGAGAGGGCUUAUACCUACGCUGGCUUAGAGUAUGGGGCAGAAUGUUACUGUGGGAACAAGCUCCCAGUAACUAUUGCAAAGCAAGAAGAGUGCAACAAUGAAUGUAAAGGAGAGAAAGGUUCCAUCUGUGGUGGGGUGAAUAGGCUGUCUGUCUACAGGGUGGAGGAGCUGCGGGCAGGGGCCAAACGACGGAGGAACGUUAUCUAUCGAGGAUGUUUUAGAGCUCCAGAAAAUUUAACAGUCACCUUUCCAGCCUCUUUGAUACAGUCCAAUUUGACGGUGGAGAUGUGCUCUGAAUUUUGCUCCAAGAAAGAAUUUCCCUUGGCAGUCAUCGGAGGGCCAGAAUGCUACUGUGGCUAUCCCACAAUGCAUUUCACUCUUCACGACAGCGUGGACAGGUUGUUCUGCAGCAGACUGCAGAAUGUCAGUAGUAUGGCUGAGGUGCCAAGAGAAGAGAAUUACUAUCAUGUCUAUCAGACUCCAGUACAAGACACCCGAUGCACAGAUAGGAAAUUCCUCACUACCAAAUCCAAAGUGUUUGUUGCUUUGUCUAGUUUUCCUGGGGCCGGGAAUACCUGGGCUCGUCAUUUAAUAGAACAUGCCACUGGAUACUACACUGGAAGCUAUUACUUUGACGGAACCCUGUACAACAAAGGUUUUAAAGGAGAAAAAGACCACUGGAGAAGCAGGAGGACUAUCUGUGUGAAAACACAUGAAAGUGGCAAGAGAGAGAUUGAAAUGUUUGACUCCGCCAUCUUGUUGAUAAGGAACCCAUACAAAUCUCUAAUGGCAGAAUUCAACAGGAAGUGUGCUGGCCACCUGGGAUAUGCAACAGAUAGGAACUGGAAGAGUAAAGAAUGGCCAGACUUUGUCAACAGCUACGCCUCAUGGUGGGCCUCUCAUGUCUUAGACUGGUUAAAAUAUGGAAAACAUCUUUUCGUUAUUCACUAUGAAGACUUAAAACAGAAUCUCAUCCCCAAGCUGAAAGAAAUGGUGGAAUUCCUAAACAUGACGGUGACAGAGGACCGAUUGCUCUGUGUCGAAAACAACAGAGAUGGGAAUUUCAAGCGGUCAGGUGCUAGGGAGAAGGAUUUUGAGCCGUUUACCCAGGAAAUGAAAGAUCUUAUCAACAGCUACAUCCUGACAGUGGAUGAAGCGCUGAAAAGAAGAAACCUGACAGGGCUGCCAAGAGAGUAUGUUCCAAGAUGAUAUCCCAGUUGCAGUUAGCUGUGUUUUUAAAAUAAAAUAAAAAUAAAUAAAUACGAGACCAGAGCUUUAUAGCAGCAAAAGCAAAGAUGUUCUUGGAGUCUGCUGAGGAAUGCAAAUUCUCUCCACUCUUGGAUGUUCUUCAGGGGCAUUAAGUGCUUCAAAAGGCAAGCAAUGAAGGAUGGAAAUUGGGUUAUAAACCAAGGAAAAAGCUAUUAGUGUCCACCUAUGUAUGUCCUUCCCUAUAUAAAUGGCUACAAAUUUAACAGUUGUGCACUGCUAAUUCUGGAAAAGGAUUCCUUCUUCUCAUCCUUACUGUCUACUAGCAAUACCUGUCAAGAAUAACUUGAGAUUUUGCAGUGCUUGAUUUGGAAAUUCAUCAUACAUGUGUAUGGAAAACCCUCAAAGGUGAUCAAUAUUUUCAUCCAAGUUUUUAAGAAAGUUAGUUGCUUUCUUUUUAAAUUUUUUCCUCCCUCCCCUCUCCUAAAUUCUCUGGUUGCCCUCUACUCAUCCCAACAUCCUCACAUUAGACUUUUGUUGGUGUGCAAGGGAGAAAUAGAAAUAUACCUGCAGUGAACACUUCCACAGAGAUAUGAACGGUCAGACAAACCUUGUCUAAGGCUCACCUUAAAAACCUUGUCAGAAACUGCAUUGUUGCAUGGUAGAUCUGAUUCAAGACUGACCUUGGGUUUUCAUCAUAAUAUGGACUCAAAACAUGUGCCAGAGGAGAUAUUAAUAUAAUCUCCAGGAGGGAGGUGCAUCCUGUCUCCAGCUUGCCUCCAGCUUUUCGGGCUGGAAUCAAGGAGAGUGGUGGGUCUCCCUUUGCGGUAGGAUAUAUAGCCCCACGCAGAAGGGGCCUGAGCAGGGGAAAGAGGGAAAUCCCAACAGGAGAAAAUGGUGAUUCAGUAUAAAGGGAUGGGCAAAAGCUCCAUGAUAUCAUCCCACUCAAACCAGCCCCAAAUUCAGAGGCAUACCUCAGGCUUGGUAAAGGCCCCAUUGUAUAUUAUAUUCUUGCUGGGUUGGGGAAGGGUGAAGAGAUCAAGAGAAGAACAAAGCAUUUCAUUUCUGUUACAAGUGACGCUCAAUGCCUGAGUGGGAACCCUUUGUCUUUAAGUUUAUGGUUUCUACAAUGGGUCCUGCCAUUGGGCCUGGUGUGCCAUUUGGUCCCAACGACAGCUUAGCUGUGUAUAGUGCUGAAGAGUCAAGAAAGUGAUUUUCUAUUGCAAGGAUAGUGGCUAUAGUCAAGUGAUUAAAACUAAUGAGUUGGAGGAUUGGGGAAGGUGGCACAGGGAGCCAUGGGAGAACAGAAGCUCUAUGGGUGAGCAGUGCUGCUGGUAGACUGGGUGAGUGAAGAGGACCAUGCAGUGUGAGGUCACACAGCAUGCUUGCUGGCCUCUUGGCAGACAAAAAAAUUCAUACCUGGGUAGAUUCGCCCCUUCCAGACGUCUAAGCUCUCUAGGUAAAGACUAAGCUACUCAUUGUUUUCCCCAGGAGCCAUCUCCAGCUUUCCUCCCAACCUCUUAAGGGCUGUUAUUUAGAGUUAGCGAUGAAGUAACUUUUCCUUUGAGACAACAUAGGUCCCGUAUAUAACUAUGGUUGUUGUACACUGAAAGGUGGAUGGUUGUCCAGGCUGGGGUUGGCGGUGAGGGGGUUAAUUCCAUUAUGCUUCCCUUCAAUUUAUUACAUUUCAUUCUUGAACACAUGCAGCAACAUGACACCAAUUAGCUUUGUGCUUUCAGAUAUGAGACAGCUUCACUCUAAGGGUGUCCAAGAGCCACCCUCGGUGUCAGCAGGAGUCACACAUGAAGCUCAGAGACUUUAUAUCACCCUACAUGCUUUGGGGCUAGGCCUGGAAGGUUGUAUUACUCUACAGUGCAUUUGUUCAUGUUAACUUUAAAAAAAUCCCCCAAACUCCCGAUGGAAUUUUAGUUUUAAUAAAAAAAUAAUAAAACAGUUUAUAUGAAGGGAGCUGGACCUCCUUUAAGUAUGUACCAUUGAUGCUUUGAAAAAUAUAGUAAAUCAAGCACAGUCUGGUCCGUGUCUUUUAUAAGUUUUUCUUGUUUGUGCUCUGCAUGUAAUUGUCUUCUUUCUUUCUUUCUUCCUCGGAAGAAUUGCUCAAUAUCAUGAAACUAACUACACAGUCCCAUCUCAGCUGGAACCAAAAAUGGAUGGAGACUUUAUUGCUUGAGUGAGGAGAGAAAUUCAGGUAUGA